Messenger RNA from Ornithodoros turicata, 522 nucleotides. It is a transcript of the gene RpS20, whose product is annotated as small ribosomal subunit protein uS10-like. Gene Ontology annotation, molecular function: structural constituent of ribosome. Gene Ontology annotation, biological process: translation. NCBI's taxonomy places the organism in Eukaryota, Metazoa, Arthropoda, Arachnida, Ixodida, Argasidae. The transcript has 4 exons. The record is from RefSeq and is a predicted model, not a curated record. Bases 128 to 493 code for a protein of 121 amino acids. Gene Ontology annotation, cellular component: ribosome; cytosolic small ribosomal subunit.
AUCAGCGCCCCUUUUCAACCACGUUGCCGUUUGGUUGAGCGUGUUAUUUUCUGGCUCACCGCUGUUCAAGUAUUUUUACUGGUUACUUGAUUAAGUCGGCCAGAAAGAAACUCUUGUUUGAUCUGCAAUGGCAGCCUACAAAGAUUCUGGCAAGCCAGUUGAUGCUGGCGAGUCGUGGUCUGUGCAUCGCAUUCGCAUCACACUGACCAGCAGGAAUGUAGCCAGUCUGGAGAAGGUGUGUGCCGACCUGAUCAAGGGCGCAAAGGAGAAGGAGCUUCGCGUGAAGGGUCCCGUGCGAAUGCCUACCAAGACUCUUCGCAUCACCACUCGUAAGACCCCCUGUGGUGAGGGUUCCAAGACUUGGGACAGGUACCAGAUGCGCAUUUACAAGCGUGUUAUUGACCUUCACUCACCAUCGGAGAUCGUCAAGCAAAUUACUUCCAUCAGCAUCGAGCCCGGAGUCGAGGUGGAGGUGACCAUUGCAGACACUUAAAGGCUAAUAAAUGCCAAUAAUGUGGUUCA